Molecule: messenger RNA, 252 nt
Organism: Sungouiella intermedia
Lineage: Eukaryota; Fungi; Ascomycota; Pichiomycetes; Serinales; Metschnikowiaceae
Source: the annotation of a GenBank genome assembly
AUGACCUGUCCGUUGUGUGGUCUGGAGCUUCGACAGAAUCUUCUUCUGACAUCGCUAGCCAUCACGGUAUGCUCUAAUGAGCAAUGUAUCUACCCAUUUAACAUGUCGAUGGAGCAGAUACAACAAAAAAGGUUGAUGACAAAAACCAGUGAGAGGGAGAUAAUGGGGAAAAUGCUUCCAAAAUUGGCAGGGGCGCAAGUGGAUGAGAAGGUCGCCUCGUUUAUGGUGAAGGAAGACGAUCUCAUGGAAUAG